Messenger RNA from Haemonchus placei, 627 nucleotides. The record is from the annotation of a GenBank genome assembly. Lineage: Eukaryota; Metazoa; Nematoda; Chromadorea; Rhabditida; Trichostrongylidae.
AUGCCAGUUCGCGGAGUGGGAGGCGCUGCUGUUGUAACGGUCAAAGCUAGGGACGAUCUGCGCAUAUCACGAAAUGGCACUUAUGUCCUGCAGUCUUCGUAUGAGUCCACUUUCUCGUUUACAUUGACAAAUUCGGGGAAUCGAAGAGCUUUCUCCCGUAUAGUUGUUUUGUAUACCGGAGAAUCCAACGUAGCAGAGCAUGUUCCUGUUGACAUACGUCCUUCACAUGGUAUAGUUAUUGAUCGUGGUGAUAGUAAGCAACCAAAAGGAGCAAAUCAACUACAAGUGCUUGUGUACUGGGGAGAAGAACGGACCCGUCAACGUCUUAGAUGUUUUGAAAAGAUUUCGGGCGCUCCGCAUUUAUGUGAGGGUAUGCAGUUCACUGAUAAUUUUGAUGGUGAAGGUCCACCAUUCCAACCACCGGAAGAUUAUCCCAUAUCAAAGGAGGACGUUCGACUCUUCGAUCAAACGCUAAGAAUGUGUACCAUAUAUGUAUGCUCUCUGAGAAUUCGACCGAGAUCAUCUCUGGCCUCGAACACCUCGUCACUCGAAAGAAGUCUACAACCUGAAGAUACUUUUCGCGAGAAGACUAUCUACAGGGUGAUUCCCGAUCAGACACUUCGUUGA